GCGGGCGCGCAGGGCGCACACCGGCCGGCGGGCUGAGGCGGCCCGGGAGGUGGAGGCGCCCGCGGAGUCGGAGGCGGCGGGUCGGCGGAGGCGCCGCGGAUCCCGGAGCGGGAGCGCGUGGAGCCGAGGAGCCUGCGGAGGCCGAGGAGCGCGGGGCGGCGGGGAGGCGGCCGAGCGCGGGGAGCCGGGCCCGCGGACCUGUGGGCGCGCGGUCCGGCCGGGCCCCACCCGCGCCCGUGCCCCCGGCCCCGACCCCCGCGGCGCCCGGCGGCGGAGCGCGGCCGCGAGGAUGUCGGCGGGCGGCCGCGAGGAGGAGCGGCGGAAGCUGGCCGACAUCAUCCGCCACUGGAACGCCAACCGGCUGGACCUGUUCGAGAUCAGCCAGCCCACCGAGGACCUGGAGUUCCAUGGAGUGAUGAGGUUUUAUUUUCAAGACAAAGCGGCUGGGAACUUUGCAACAAAAUGCAUCCGGGUCUCGAGCACGGCCACCACGCAGGAUGUCAUCGAGACGCUGGCCGAGAAGUUCCGGCCGGACAUGCGCAUGCUGUCCUCUCCCAAGUACUCGCUCUACGAAGUGCACGUCAGCGGAGAAGAAAGAAGAUUGGAUGUGGAAGAGAAGCCCCUGGUCGUGCAGCUGAAUUGGAAUAAAGAUGACCGCGAGGGCAGGUUCGUCCUGAAGAACGAGAACGACGCCGCUCCUCCCAAGAAGGCUCAGAGCAAUGGACCUGAAAAGCAGGAAAAGGAAGGCGUUAUCCAGAACUUCAAGCGGACUCUCUCCAAGAAAGAAAAGAAGGAGAAAAAGAAGCGAGAAAAAGAGGCCCUGAGACAGGCAUCCGACAGAGAGGACGGGCCUUUCCGAGGGGAAGACGUUGAGAAUUCUCGCCUGGCUGCUGAGGUUUACAAAGACAUGCCCGAAACCAGCUUCACCCGCACCAUCUCCAACCCCGAGGUGGUCAUGAAGCGGCGGCGGCAGCAGAAGCUGGAGAGGAGGAUGCAGGAGUUCCGCAGCUCGGACGGGCGGCCCGACUCAGGUGGAACGUUGAGGAUUUAUGCAGAUAGUUUACGACCAAAUAUCCCCUACAAGACCAUCCUGCUGUCCACCACGGACCCUGCGGACUUCGCGGUGGCCGAAGCGUUGGAGAAGUACGGCCUGGAGAAGGAGAACCCGAAGGACUACUGCAUUGCCCGGGUUAUGCUCCCUCCUGGAGCCCAGCAUUCUGAUGAUAAAGGUGCUAAGGAAAUGGUCCUUGACGAUGACGAGUGCCCCUUACAGAUCUUCCGGGAGUGGCCCAGCGACCGCGGGAUUUUAGUCUUUCAGUUGAAGAGGAGGCCCCCAGACUAUGUCCCCAGGAAAACCAAGAAGCACCUGGACGGGCGGCCCGCGAAGGGCAAGGAGAGAGCCGACGGGGCGGGCUACGGCUCCGCGCUGCCACCUGAGAAGCUGCCGUACCUCGUGGAGCUGAGCCCAGGGAGAAGGAACCACUUUGCCUACUGCAGCUAUCAUGCUCACGAAGACGGAUCUGACUCCAGAGACAAGCCCAAGCUCUACCGCCUGCAGCUCAGUGUGACUGAGGUCGGGACAGACAAGUUUGACGACAGCUCUAUCCAGUUGUUUGGUUCAGGAAUUCAGCCCCAUCACUGCGACCUCACGAACAUGGAUGGUGUGGUCACCGUCACUCCCAGAAGCAUGGACGCGGAGACCUACGUGGAGGGGCAGCGCAUCUCGGAGACGACCAUGCUGCAGAGCGGGAUGAGUGUGCAGUUCGGGGCCCAGCACGUGUUCAAGUUCGUGGACCCCAGCCAGGACCACGCUCUGGUGAAGAGGCCUGUGGACGGGGGCCUGCCCGCUAAGGGCCCCAGACACAAACCCGGAAGUGUUCAGGAGACAACUUUUGACUUAGGAGGCGAUAUUCACAGCGGAACAGCGUUGCCAACAAGCAAGAGCUCCACUCGACUGGACAGCGACAGGGUGUCGUCUGCCUGCAGCACAGCCGAGCGGGGCAUGGUGAAGCCGAUGGUCCGCGUGGAGCAGCAGCCCGAGUACCGCUGGCAGGAGAGCAGAACGCAGGAUGCUCCCGGGCCUGAGCUGGUGCUGCCUGCAAGCAUUGAGUUCAGGGAGAGCUCUGAAGAUUCAUUUUUAUCUGCUAUUAUAAAUUACACGAAUAGCUCCACAGUCCACUUUAAGUUGUCGCCUACAUACGUGCUCUACAUGGCCUGCCGGUACGUAUUGUCGAGCCAGUACAGACCGGAAGUCAGUCCCCCCGAGCGCACCCACAAGGUGAUCGCCAUCGUCAACAAGAUGGUGAGCAUGAUGGACGGCGUGAUCCAGGAAGUAGACCAGGUUGAACAGAAACAGAAGAACAUCGCAGGGGCGCUUGCUUUCUGGAUGGCCAACGCGUCCGAGCUCCUCAACUUCAUCAAGCAGGACCGAGACCUGAGCCGGAUCACCUUGGACGCCCAGGACGUGCUGGCGCACCUGGUGCAGAUGGCCUUUAAGUACCUGGUCCACUGUCUGCAGUCAGAACUGAAUAACUACAUGCCGGCCUUUCUGGACGACCCCGAGGAGAACAGUCUGCAGAGACCGAAAAUAGAUGACGUCCUGCACACACUCUCGGGGGCCAUGGCGCUGCUGCGGCGCUGCCGGGUCAACGCGGCCCUCACCAUCCAGCUCUUCUCCCAGCUCUUCCACUUCAUCAACAUGUGGCUGUUCAACAGGCUGGUCACUGACCCCGAGUCGGGGCUGUGCUCGCACUACUGGGGCGCCAUCAUCCGCCAGCAGCUGGGCCAUGUGGAGGCCUGGGCGGAGAAGCAGGGGCUGGAGCUGGCCGCCGACUGCCACCUCAGCAGAAUCGUGCAGGCCACCACCUUGCUGACAAUGGAUAAGUACGCGCCCGAAGACAUUCCCAACAUAAGCAGCACCUGCUUCAAGUUGAACUCACUGCAGCUGCGAGCCUUGCUGCAGAAUUACCACUGCGCACCCGAUGAGCCCUUCAUCCCCACAGACCUGAUCGAGAACGUCGUGGCUGUGGCCGAGAACACGGCCGACGAGCUGGCGCGCAGCGAUGGGCGGGAGGUGCAGCUGGAGGAGGACCCCGACCUGCAGCUGCCCUUCCUGCUGCCUGAGGACGGCUACUCCUGCGACGUCGUCAGGAACCUUCCCAGCGGCCUGCAGGAGUUCCUGGACCCCCUGUGCCAGCGGGGCUUCUGCAGGCUGGUCCCUCACGCACGCUCCCCGGGCACCUGGACGAUCCACUUCGAGGGCGCCGACUAUGAGAGCCACCUUCUGCGCGAGAACACAGAACUGGCUCAGCCUCUGAGGAAGGAGCCCGAAAUCAUCACUGUGACCCUGAAAAAGCAAAAUGGAAUGGGCCUCAGCAUUGUCGCGGCAAAGGGUGCUGGUCAAGAUAAACUUGGAAUCUACGUCAAGUCCGUUGUGAAAGGUGGUGCUGCGGAUGUGGACGGGCGGCUGGCCGCGGGGGACCAGCUCCUCAGCGUGGACGGGCGGAGUCUGGUAGGACUCUCUCAAGAAAGGGCAGCAGAGCUCAUGACAAGGACAAGCUCUGUGGUGACACUGGAAGUGGCGAAGCAAGGAGCCAUCUAUCACGGCCUCGCUACCCUGCUCAACCAGCCGUCCCCCAUGAUGCAGAGGCUGUCAGAUCGCCGAGGCUCAGGAAAACCCCGACCAAAGAGCGAAGGCUUCGAGCUCUACAGCAAUUCCGCUCCCAACGGCUCGCCCGAGAGCCCUCCGCUGCCGUGGGCAGAGUACAGUGAGCCAAAGAAGCUGCCUGGCGACGACCGGCUGCUGAAGAACAGAGCCGACCACCGCUCCAGCCCUAACGUGGCAAAUCAGCCUCCGAGCCCUGGAGGGAAAGGUGCCUACGCCCCUGGAACGGCAGCGAAGAUAACGUCUGUCUCCACGGGAAACCUCUGCGCGGAGGAGCAGACGCCCCCGCCUCGGCCCGAGGCCUACCCCAUCCCCACGCAGACGUACACCAGGGAGUACUUCACUUUCCCCGCCUCCAAGUCCCAGGACCGGGCCGCUCCCCCUCCUCCUCCUCACAGCCAGUGGCCCCCUUACGAGGAGGAGCUGCUCGCGCACACGGACGGCAGUCACCCCAGCCUCGCGGUGCAGCGUGUGGCCCGUUCCCAAGAGGAACUUCGGGAAGAUAAAGCUUUUCACCUGGAGCACCACCGAGUGGAGGCGGUGAUGGACCGCAAGUCUGACAGCGACCUGUGGAUAAACCAGAGCUCCUCGGUGGGCUCCAGCGCAUCCAGCCAGGAGCACCUGGACCACGCGUCCAAGCCGGGCACACCUGCAUCCACCCUGACCAAAAGUGGCCCUGGGCGCUGGAAGACCCCUGCCACUGGGCAGCCCGCGCCAGCAGCUGUCCCCCAGCCUGGCCGCACGGACCUGCCCCCACCGCCACCUCCGCCUCCCAUGCACUAUGCCAGCGAAUUUGACGGGAUCCCGAUGGAUUUGCCUCUCCCACCUCCCCCUGCCAGCCAGCUGGGACCUCAGUCUGCGCAGGUGGCGGCUGCAGAGCGGAAGAAGAGGGAGGAGCACCAGCGCUGGUACGAGAAGGAGAAGGCACGGCUGGAGGAGGAGCGGGAGCGGAAGCGCCGGGAGCAGGAGAGGAAGCUGGGCCAGAUGCGCACGCAGCCGCUGAACCCGGCCCCCUUUUCUCCUGUGACUGUGCAGCCGCUGAAGCCGGAGAAGCCGGCCACGCUGCAGAGGCCCCCGGAGACCGUCAUUCGGGAGCUGCAGCCCCAGCAGCAGCCCCGCACCAUCGAGCGCAGGGACUUGCAGUACAUCACCGUCAGCAAGGAGGAGCUGUCCUCCGGGGACAGCCUGUCCCCCGACCCCUGGAAGCGCGAUGCCAAGGAGAAGCUGGAGAAGCAGCAGCAGCUGCACAUCGUGGACAUGCUGAGCCGGGAGAUCCAGGAGCUGCAGGGCAAGGCCGAGCGCAGCGCCGAGGAGAGCGACCGCCUGCGCAAGCUCCUGCUCGAGUGGCAGUUCCAGAAGCGGCUGCAGGAGUCCAAGGAGAAGGACGAGGACGACGAGGAGGAGGAGGAGGACGUGGACACCAUGCUGCUCACGCAGCGGCUGGAGGCCGAGCGCAGAGCCCGGCAGACUGCUGUGCCAGCAAUCUCUGUUCUAGAUUUGUUACAGGACGAGGAGCGCCGGCGGCAGCAGCAGCUGGAGGAGAUGCGGCUGCGGGAGGCGGAGGAGCGCGCCCGGCAAGAGGACCAGCGGCUGCGGCAGGAGGAGGAGCGGGGCAAGCGUGACGCCGAAGAAAAGAGGCGACAGGAAGAAGGGUAUUACAGUCGCCUGGAGGCCGAAAGGCGCCGACUGCACGACGAGGCAGAUCGCAGGCUGCUGGAGCCCGAGGAGCCGGCCCUGAGCAGGCCUCCGCUGCCGCGGGGCUACGAACCCACGGCCCUGCCCGCCCCGGCGGGUGCGCCACCCCCCCCACCACAGCGCACCACCUCCUCCCUGCAGGCGCAGGCCCUGUCCCCCGACUCCCUGUACACCGCCAAGCUGGUUGCCUACACCGAGGAGGAGGAGGAGGAGGAGAGCCCCGCAGGUCAGGAUGAGUGCUCCCGCUCCAGGACGUCUCGCGGGCACCUUAAGCCGCGCCCGGCCUCCGAUGGCAUCUUUCUCUCCAACUCCUUCCAGCCGCCCUCGGCCAGUGCCAACAGUACUGCCCUCAGAGCAGGCCAGCCCCCGCCCCCUCCAAAGCCAGCAGGCUUCGACCAUCUCGGCCACUCCAGGGCUAGAGGACCGAACUCUCUCACGGGAUCUUCUGGGACACUCGCCGGUGCUCAUGAUGCUCACUGGGACCCGAGAGAGAAGCUGUCUAAAAGCCAGGAGGCAGGAGUCCCUGGGGGCGCGGGAGCCCCGGAGAGCCUGACCUUCAGGGAGCGCCAGCGCCUCUUCUCCCAGGGGCAAGACGUGUCCAACAAAGUGAAAGCCUCCCGCAAGCUCACAGAGCUGGAGAACGAGCUGAACACGAAGUGAAGGCGGAGGCGCCUCUGCUCCCCGCGCCCUCCCACCAGCUCUGUGGGCCCCGGUGCUUCCGGCUGGGCAGUGGCUGGGGUUCAGGAUGCUCAGCCGGGAACUGCAGUUCACCAGCGAGGCCACGUGUGCAGCGGAAGCACUGUGGGCUCCUGUGACCUCCAACCGGGGGCAGGGGAAGGGCAGGAGGUGCCGAGGCCGCGCCCCUUCUUCCGGGAGCACGCAGUCCUGUUCUCUUCUCAGAAGCCUGCUCCCGCUCAGAGAAGAGCUUGAACUGCCCAGAGGAUGUUUGCACUACAGAGGGCAGCUGCGCUGUGGACAGUCCAGUCGGGCGGAUCUGCCUGGAGCACCGGCUGCGCAGGCGGCGGGUCGAGGUCCAGCCUCCCUCCGGCCCCGCCCGCUCCUCAGGUGCAAGCCCUCCUGACCCGCUUGCCUAUUUGAUGGGAAAACUUUCUCAACAGAACAUUUUGAGGCUUUAAGCUUAGGAAAUUUUAUUUUUAUAAAUACCAGAUUAGCUCUAUUAGACCACUGGUGAUUUUGAAGGUGGCGGUUAGCGUUGGAACGUUGACUAUUUCAGAUGCCUGAGGGGGUCUGUGAGGAGCCGCGAGCUCAGUGUUGCGUGAAACGGAGCCGAGGAGCCGGCGUUAGGGUGGGGUCAGGAUGUGAGUCCUGGCGGGGCCGCCGCUGCUCAGGGUUUACAUUCGGCCGAGAGCAGCGCCCGUGCUGGGGGGGGGGGGGUCCUGCCACCCGGCCCCUCAUUUACGUCCUGAGAAUGACUUGUGUGGCAGUUCAAGCUGUUUGUGCACACUCUGGUAGAGUUAUUUAAUUUCCAUUCGUUGAAUUAUUAGUUACCACUGUCGUUUGUUCAGCUGUGACUGCGUGGCUGAUGUCGGGGAGGCGGACCUCACUUUGUUUUACGUUGUGUGAUGUUAAAUGGUGACUCACUUUGUGAUUAUGCUCAAAUGUUCUAUGGACGAAGCCCUGAGGUGGGGCCGGGGCUUUUCUGUGCCACGUUGCUGUCUGACAGAUGUGUGUUAGAAACUCGCACACUUUCAUGGAGGGGGAGGGGCUUCCGGCCUGGGACCCACGGGGGAGACUGUAGGGUAAGCCUUUCCAGGGCGCGUGUCAGUCGUCCACACGGCCAGGGCUCUGGUGGGGGGGCGGGCAGCGGAGGGGCCUGCAUGGCUGUGAAGGAUCGCACGGUGCAGGCGGCUGGAGAGCAGGCUCCUCCCAGGCACCUCGAGACACUGGCGGCCCCACAGGGCGAAGCCCACAUGUCCCCCAAGAGAUGCUGUGGACCAACUGCUGUUCUGUUAACAUAUGGAAAGGCCCCGCCCACCAGCACGUGAGCGACACGCGAACAUGGCACAGGGCGGCUCAGACCGAGGCGGCGGCCUGCCCUCCAGGCGGGUUGGGCCUUUCGUGACUGCACUACUGUGGACGCAUCCAACUGCUGUAGCUUCCAUUCUACUGUAUUCCAGCCCAGCCUGUUUUUAAUAAACUUUGUAUGUAUUUAAGUGCA
Molecule: messenger RNA, 7538 nt
Organism: Myotis myotis
Lineage: Eukaryota; Metazoa; Chordata; Mammalia; Chiroptera; Vespertilionidae
Gene: AFDN
Product: afadin, adherens junction formation factor
Exons: 35
Coding region: 290-6019 (1909 amino acids)
Biological process (GO): signal transduction; regulation of protein localization
Cellular component (GO): adherens junction
Molecular function (GO): cell adhesion molecule binding
Source: RefSeq, a predicted model, not a curated record